Eupeodes corollae is the source of this 1371-nucleotide messenger RNA. RefSeq lists its product as uncharacterized. Bases 97 to 1278 code for a protein of 393 amino acids. The record is from RefSeq and is a predicted model, not a curated record. The transcript has a single exon. Lineage: Eukaryota; Metazoa; Arthropoda; Insecta; Diptera; Syrphidae.
UUUACAUCUUUUUUUCACAUCAAAGUUAUAUUCAAACCAGAUUUGGUUUCUAGCAAAGAAUUUGUUUUCGCAAAUAGAUUUAUUUAAUUUAAGACAAUGGAUGAAGACCUAGGAAAGGAAGAAUCCAAGCACACAGCCCAAAAUGAUAAAAGACUAUCCCUUAACUUUGCGGACAAGGACGACAAGGAAAAUGCUAAAUUUAAUGAUGCCCGUUUAGUCGACAUUCUAAGGAACUAUCCAUUACUCUAUAACAAAUCUCUGGAAAGCUAUGGCGAUCCCGACUACACUCAAUGGAUGUGGGGAGAAAUUGCAAAUGAAAUGAACGAGCCCCACCGUAAAACCACCCUCAAUUUGCCAUUCAAUUGGACGACCUGCCGAGACCAGUGGGAAAUAGUGAAAAGGUCAUUGCGUUACUUGAGCAAUCCAGCCGCAAAGUCAUUUCGCUAUCCAAAACAAUUCAGAGAAAGUUUGGAGUUCUUCCAGAACUACAUCAGGGAUCGUAAAGAGCCUCCGCACACCGACCGGUCCCAAGAUCUUUUUCUUAGCUUUUCGGGUCUAGUAGAGCAAUUGCCAUUUGAAAAACAGUUGCUUCUGGAGAAAGAAGUUCUUGAUUUGAUUCUCUCGAAUGAGCUAGAAUUCUGUGCACCAGUAGUUGAUCCCGAGGCUGUGGAGGGACAAGCCCGAGAAGAAUUUGCCAAAGUAAUUGGCUUGCUCAUGCCAGAAGUGGACGUGCGAACAGUUCAAAACGAACUUUCCACCGAGCCUGAAACGGAACUAGGUCUGCUUGAGGAGAUUAUUCAAAAACCAGAAACCAGCGCGUUUGCUGCCCAGCCAAUUACAUUCACAACAGAACCCGUAGAAGGAAUAGAAAUUAAACAGGGCGUCAUCUUAAACAGAGCUGUACCACAAUUUGACAUAAAGAACUUCAUUCGAAUUCAGCCGGAAAGAGAGACCACUGAAAUACCUGAAUUGCAGAACAACGUCCAUUAUUCAAUACAAGACGUAGCAGAAGUGGAAGACAUUAUUGAGGAAGUUGGAGAGGAAAGUGAAAUGCCAGUAAAUGACCACACUCAAGAAGUUGUGAUGCAGGAGUGUGUCUACGAGCAACAGGACUACAUACAAGAGGAGGAUCUUAUCGAAGAAGUUAUUUCUGACGGCGGCGGUGUUGUCGGUGUUGUCGGCGUAAAGGAUAUGCCUUCUUUGAACAUAAGUGAAGGUUACGAGGUGCCUGGCAGUCGAUUGGACUUCGAUGGCGUUUUAAAUGAAAUGUUAGAGUAAUGAAUGUUAUUAAUAGAACAUUAUAGCUCUUCUUAUGUGUACACUGAAAAGUUAAAGUUAGUUUUCCAAUAAAAAAAAAGAAAUAUUUUCUAA